AUGUCACGCGCCUCCGCGGGCUUUGCAGACUUCUUCCCAACGGCGCCCUCUGUCCUGCAGAAAAAGCGCAGCAAAUCCAGCCAGGAUCGUCAGAAGGGCAAAGGAGCCUGUGAUGCUUCGCCUUCUUCCGUCGCCGGCUCCGUUGCUGCUACCGAGCACGAUGGUGGGGGUUUCUGUGCUAUCGCUAACGGACAUGAUUCCCUCUCCCCUACGGACGCUGCAGCAGCAACGACGACGACGGCUACGACAGACGCAGCGGAUGCACUGGAUGCAGCAGCGGACUCGCAGCCGGUAGCUAAUGGCGAGGGACAGGGCCAUGUCACCCCCAGCACGAACAGGAUCGGCUCGUCCAGCUCUACGGCUACUGAGUCGUCCGUCUCCAGCUGUACCUCUGGCGGCCCGUCUGCAGGUACUACUCUCAACGGGAUAUCGAAUUACGCUCUCACCCCCCUCACAAACACCGACUCUUCCCCCCCGCGUAAGUCCGGUAGCCCAAUGCUUCCCAAACCGGCCGGGGUCGACACAUCUCACGACCAUCCUGUGCGCUCAAAGAGGAAUAUAGACGAUGCCAAGGCCGCCGUCACUCCCAUACACACUCCCCCGUCUCCCCGGCGGCAUCCUCGCCCGGCUGGAAAUGCUGCAAAGGGGUAUAAGCUGGUCUACGAUCCGGAUCUGGACAAGAAGACCCCGUCCAAGGACAAGCGGCAGAAACCCCAGUAUGCGGCCUUUGGAGAGGACGAGACGGAUGCCGAGCAGGCUGCUUCCUCUGAUCCUCGACGGGCAAUCGCAAACUACACUCGCGGUGCCGGAAGCAAACAGAAGACGAAAUAUCGACCGAUUCCAUACACGCUCAAGUCAUGGCCUUACGACCCAGCCACCUCCAUCGGGCCUGGCCCGCCAACCCAGAUCGUGGUGACCGGCUACGACCCAUUGACCACGAUCGCGCCCAUCAGCGCCUUAUUCUCCAGCUUCGGAGACAUAGCCGAGAUAGAUAACAGGACCGAUCCGACUACCGGCCGCUUUCUCGGCGUAUGUUCAAUAACUUACAAGGACAGCAGGUCGUUCCGCGGUGGCUCGCCGUUCUCGGCAGCCCAGUCGGCGAGAAGAGCAUACAUGGAGUGUAAAAAGGAACAGCGCAUCGGCACACGGCGCAUCAGAGUCGAGCUCGACCGCAAUUCCACCGCCUGCCAUCGCAUCGUCGCAAAGUUAAUCGCAAUCCAGAAACAGGAACAGCUUGCCUUGUUUGAACAGCAGAAUAAAGCCGCCGAUAGCGAUGCCGGCAGCCAAACCACCAGGAAACCAGAUAUCAAAAGCGCAAUUCCUCCACCACCCAUCGGGCCCAAGGCGGAUGUCGAGAUGACACUGCCCAAGGAUAACGUCCCACCUCCUACUGCGCCCAAGGGCCCGUCCGGAAAAUCCUCCCUACAUCCUGCGCUACAACUACAACCUCCCGAGGGGCCCCGCGCCAUAAUAAAACCUCCACCCGCCUCUCUAGUCGAAGAAACCCCGAUCCUAGACCAGAUUAAACGAGACCCUUAUAUCUUCAUAGCACACUGCUACGUUCCCGUCCUCAGCACGACAGUCCCGCAUUUAGAACGACGGUUGAAAUUGUACGAUUGGAAAUCUGUCCGCUGCGAUAAAACCGGAUAUUAUGUACUUUUUGAAAAUUCCCGCCGCGGCGAGCUCGAGUGCGAACGAUGUUUUCGAGGAUGCCAUAUGACCGCCUUGUUCACAUACGUCAUGAAUAUGGAGUGUCAACAAUACGGCAACCCUACGUACGAACGCAGCCCGAGCCCCGAACGAGUCAAGGCCGAACAACAGGAGAAAUCAGAAAAGUCGCGACUAAAGCGGGAAACAGAACUCGAUGUCGAAGAAGAGAAGAGGCUUCGGGCGGAAAAUGUUGAUCCAACUACUGAAGUCGUUGCCAUUGCUGUUCGUGAGUUGAGGGAUAAAUUACUUGAGGAUAUCAAGACCCGUAUCGCUGCCCCGGCGCUCUAUGACUUCCUCGAUCCGGAUAGACAUCGUGCGAAGAGACAGAAACUUGGAAUUGCCGACCCCGAAGGAGCGAAGAGACCAACCUUUCAUCUCGACGCUGCUGUUGGAGAGACCACCAGCGAGUCACGGAACAGCCCUGCACCAUCGGGCGUGGCUUCGAAGAACGUACUCUCUCUACCCCGUAUCAGGAAAGCUCGCGACUUUGAGCAGAAUAACUCUGCCUUUGUGGAUGAGCGACGACGUCGUCCUGUGCGCCGAAGAGAGUUCAGACCACUCUACCACCGUCUUCAGCAACUUCAUGAUGAAGAUGAUUCGGAUGAUGAGCAGCAGACUUCGUUCACGCGGGAUACGGAAGAGCAAGAAAGUCGACCGCUCAGUCGCCUUAGUAUGAAAUCGAGCGAAGGAGAGAAUGACGAUGACCAGCUUCGUGGAUCAUUGGUACCCAGCGUCUCAGGAUUUGGAGACUCAGGCCUCGACUCAGCCGGUAUCAAGGAUGAGUUGGAUGACCUUGAUCGCGAGAUGUUGGGUGAAGGAGGCGAUGAUGAGCAGUUGGCUGGGGCGUCUCCGUUCUCGAAGAAGCGGAAACGUCUCAGCAUGGAAUUAUUGGAAAUGGAGAAACGGCGGAAAAGGGAUGAUGAGCUGUUUGGUGUCGAUACUUCGCAUGUCGUUGGUGAUCUUGGUCAGGAACCAGAUGAUCUAUCGAACAUGUCUCUUGUCGUAGACUCUCAGCCAUUGACCAAGGGCAAGGGCAAAAAGCCUAAGAAAAAGACCAAGAAGCAGCUACUUGAAGAGAAGAAAGCGCUUAAAUUGGCUGAACUUGAGGCGGCCGAGGAUCUCGUUUCCAAGGUUGAUAUCUCGCUUGACGUCACGCCUAUUGAAGAAGAGAUCGAGCCUGAAGAGAAAGAGGAGGAAGAGGAGUAUGUUAAGCCCGAAGUCGAAUGGGGUCUGUCGACAACUGAGCCUAAGGCAACUGUGGAGGACGAUGAGAGCAUCGUUCUUGAUCUUGACGGCUGGCAGAACCUGGUCAAGGAUGCAGAGGAUCUUCGAUUCCUACGAGAAGCACUACAUGCCCAAUCUACUUUUGACAUUAAAAACGUCACAGCAUGGGCCUGGAACCGGAAGGAGAUCAAAGCUAUCAAUAGCCGUGGUGCACGAGGCCCUGUCCGUUCUGAACUCAAGAUAGAAGGCUACUACGUCCCCAACCCCACAGGCUCAGCUCGAACGGACGGACGAAAACGUAUCCUCGAAUCUGAAAAAUCCAAAUACCUCCCUCAUCGCAUCAAGGUCCAAAAAGCCCGCGAAGAGCGUGAGGCACUCGCCAAAAACGAUCCGCAGGCCGCUGCCGAUGCCGCCCGCGUCCUAGCAGCCAAAACAAUCUCCAAAUCCACCUCCAGAUCCAACCGAGUCAACAACCGUCGUCUAAUCGCUGACAUCAACGCUCAGAAACAGGCAAUGCCCACUCAAAGUGGCGAAGGCGAUGUACUACGCUUCAACCAGCUUAAGAAACGUAAGAAGCCAGUCCGCUUUGCUCGCUCUGCGAUCCAUAAUUGGGGUCUAUAUGCCGAAGAAAACAUCACUGCCAAUGAUAUGAUCAUCGAAUACGUUGGUGAGAAGGUCCGACAGCAAGUUGCGGACAUGCGUGAACGUCGAUAUCUGAAGAGCGGCAUUGGAAGCAGUUAUCUGUUCCGUAUUGAUGAGAAUACUGUCAUCGAUGCAACGAAACAUGGUGGCAUUGCGAGGUUUAUCAAUCACAGCUGUACCCCGAAUUGUACUGCCAAGAUCAUCAAGGUCGACGGCAGUAAACGUAUCGUCAUUUAUGCCUUGAGAGAUAUCGAGCGAGAUGAAGAAUUGACAUACGAUUAUAAAUUCGAGCGAGAAUGGGACAGUGACGACCGUAUUCCUUGUCUCUGCGGCUCAACGGGCUGCAAGGGAUUCCUCAACUAA
Messenger RNA from Arthroderma uncinatum, 3939 nucleotides. Its product is annotated as histone-lysine N-methyltransferase. Gene Ontology annotation, cellular component: Set1C/COMPASS complex. The coding region runs from base 1 to 3939 and encodes 1312 amino acids. Lineage: Eukaryota; Fungi; Ascomycota; Eurotiomycetes; Onygenales; Arthrodermataceae. The transcript is spliced from 2 exons. The record is from RefSeq and is a predicted model, not a curated record. Gene Ontology annotation, molecular function: protein binding; histone H3K4 methyltransferase activity; nucleic acid binding.